This is a messenger RNA of Myotis lucifugus (little brown bat), 3918 nucleotides long. RefSeq names its product androgen receptor (gene AR). Gene Ontology annotation, cellular component: nucleus. Gene Ontology annotation, molecular function: steroid binding; nuclear receptor activity; sequence-specific DNA binding. The transcript has 8 exons. NCBI's taxonomy places the organism in Eukaryota, Metazoa, Chordata, Mammalia, Chiroptera, Vespertilionidae. The record is from RefSeq and is a predicted model, not a curated record. Gene Ontology annotation, biological process: male gonad development; androgen receptor signaling pathway; regulation of DNA-templated transcription. The coding region runs from base 1095 to 3773 and encodes 892 amino acids.
UGGGAGAGCCAGAGGGUCCCGAGGAAGCUUGGAGGUAGAGGAGGCAGCAGAGGGAAAGUGACCAAGCUAGCCGCUCCAGUGAGGGACAGGAACCAAAGGGACGCCCCACGCCCCACGUCAGCCCCGGUUGGGCUCUGGAGACAGCCAACGCCUCUUGCUGUGCGGCGGCUUCGAAGCAGCCUCCCGGAGCUACCCUUUUCUCUUUGGUGAAGUUUUUAAAAGCUGCUAGAGAUUCGGAUGAAGUGAGGAAAUUACGGGGUAGGGCUUACGGUUGCCUUUGUCUUUCUCCUUUCCACCCCUUCACCCCUUUCUGGGUUUCCUCUCUUGCUGCUGCCUCUGCCUGCUCCCCUCUGCCCGCUCCCCCACUUCGGUUGGCCCAGCCCGGCCAGCCCGAGUUUGCAGAGAGGUAACUCCCUUUGGCUGUGAGCAGACGAGCUAGCUCUGCGUUGCAAAGAGGGCUCUGGCGAGUCAGGCAAUUUCAGAGACGCUACUGCACUGCAUCCAGGACCUGGCUACUUAGGCGGCACUCGGGGUGAGCCCCCAUUUCCCCCCAACAUCCUCUCCACCUCGCCCUGCAUGCCCUCCCCUCCCAUCCAGUUUUCAGGACCAAAGAUCAAAGGAUGAAAAGACAAUCAGGUCUUCAGUAGCCCAAAACAAAAACAAACAAAAAACAUUCAAACCUGAACAAAACCAAAGGGGUGGGGGGAAGACCCACCCUGGUCCCUAUUUGCACCUGCUUCAGUGGACAUUUAAUCUGGAAGACGGAGAGUCCUCUUCUCUUCUCUUCUCUCGCUCUCGUUCUCGCUCUCCUUUCAAGAUUUGAGUAUCUUUUGAAUCUAUCCUCCAAGUAUUCAGGAAUAGACUGUGAGCCUACCAGGGCAGACCUUGUCCAACGCGUGUUUUCACUGCACAAGACUUUGAAGCUGUCAGAGAGAUUCUGUGUGGUCAUUCCUGCAAGUUUCUUUCCCAGGAGCUUCCCGCAGGUGGUCUGCUAGCUGCAGUGACUACCGCAUCACAGCCUGUUGAACUCUUCUCAGCAAGAGAAAGGGAAACGGCAUAAAGGAAUUAGGUGGAAGAUUCAACCAAGCUCAAGGAUGGAGGUGCAGUUAGGGUUGGGGAGACUCUACCCACGGCCACCGUCUAAGACCUAUCGAGGGGCUUUCCAGAACCUGUUCCAGAGCGUGCGCGAAGUGAUCCAGACCCCGGGCUCCCGGCACCCUGAGGCCGUGAGUGCAGCACCUCCAGGCGCCCAGUUGCAGCAGCAGCAGACCAGUCCCCGGCAGCAGCAGCAGCAGGGCGAGGAUGGAUCUCCCCAAGCCCAGAGCAGAGGCCCUCCAAGCUACCUGGCCCUGGAGGAGGAACAGCAGCCUUCACAACAGCAGUCAGCCCUGGCGGGCCACCCCGAGAGCAGCUGCAUCCCGGAGCCUGGAGUCCCCUCAGCUGCAGGCAAGGGGCUGCAGAGGCAGCCGCCAGCACCUACAGAGGAGGAUGACUCAGCUGCCCCAUCCACGUUGUCCCUGCUGGGCCCCACUUUCCCGUGCUUAAGCAGCUGCUCCGCCGAUCUUAAAGACAUCCUGAGUGAGGCCGGCACCAUGCAACUCCUUCAGCAGCAGCAGCAGCAGCAGCAGCAGCAGCAGCAGCAGCAGGAGGUGGUAUCUGAAGGCAGCAGCUGUGGGAGAGCAAGGGAAGCCGCUGGGGCUCCAACCUCCUCCAAGGACAGUUACCUAGGGGACAGUUCUACCAUCUCGGACAGCGCCAAGGAGUUGUGUAAGGCAGUGUCGGUAUCCAUGGGCUUGGGUGUGGAGGCAUUGGAGCAUCUGAGUCCUGGGGAACAGCUUCGAGGGGAUUGCAUGUAUGCUCCUCUCCUGGGAGGUCCACCCUCUGUGCGUCCCACUCCUUGCGCCCAGCUGGCAGAAUGCAAAGGUUCUCUGCUGGAUGACUGCCCAGGCAAGGGCACUGAAGAGACUUCUGAGUAUUCCCCAUUCAAGGCAGUUUACCCCAAAGGGCUGGAAGGCGAGAAUCUGGGCUGUUCUGGCAGCGGUGAAACGGGAGUCUCUGGAACACUUGAGCUACCAUCCACCCUGUCUCUCUACAAGUCUGGAGCACUGGAAGAGGCAACGACUUAUCAGAGUCGCGAAUACUACAACUUUCCAAUAGCCCUGGCCGGGCCUCCGCCUCCUCUGCCUGCUCCCCAUCCUCAAGCCCGCAUCAAGCUGGAGAACUCGCUGGACUAUGGCAGUGCCUGGGCAGCCGCGGCAGCGGCACAGUGCCGCUAUGGGGACCUGGCGAGCCUGCACGGCGGGGGUGCAGCGGGACCCAGCUCAGGCUCACCCUCAGCCGCUACCUCCUCUUCCUGGCACACUCUCUUCACAGCGGAUGAAAGCCAGUUGUAUGGGCCCUGUGGCGGAGGUGGUGGCGGCAGCACAGGCGAGGCAGGGGCUGUAGCCCCCUAUGGCUACUCUCGGCCACCUCAGGGGCUAUCGGGCCAGGAAGGCGAAUUCUCCCCAUCUGAUGCGUGGUAUCCUGGCGGCAUGGUGAGCAGAGUUCCCUAUUCAAGUCCUAGUUGUGUCAAAAGCGAGAUGAACCCCUGGAUGGAGAGCUACUCUGGAUCUUAUGGGGACAUGCGUUUGGAGACUGCCAGGGAACAUGUUCUGCCCAUCGACUAUUACUUUCCACCCCAGAAGACCUGCUUGAUCUGUGGGGAUGAAGCUUCUGGCUGUCAUUAUGGAGCUCUCACUUGUGGAAGCUGCAAAGUCUUCUUUAAAAGAGCUGCUGAAGGGAAACAGAAGUACCUUUGUGCCAGCAGAAAUGAUUGCACCAUCGAUAAAUUCCGAAGAAAAAAUUGUCCAUCUUGUCGCCUCCGGAAAUGCUAUGAAGCAGGGAUGACUCUGGGAGCUCGGAAGCUGAAGAAACUUGGUAAUCUGAAACUGCAGGAGGAAGGGGAGGCUUCCAGCGCCACCAGCCCAACUGAGGAGCCAACCCAGAAGCUGGCGGUGUCACACAUUGAAGGCUAUGAGUGUCAGCCUAUCUUUCUGAAUGUCCUGGAAGCCAUUGAACCAGGCGUGGUGUGUGCUGGACAUGACAACAAUCAGCCUGACUCCUUUGCAGCCUUGCUCUCUAGCCUCAAUGAACUGGGUGAAAGACAGCUUGUACAUGUGGUCAAGUGGGCCAAGGCCUUGCCUGGCUUCCGAAACUUGCAUGUGGACGACCAGAUGGCAGUCAUUCAGUACUCAUGGAUGGGGCUCAUGGUGUUUGCCAUGGGCUGGCGGUCCUUCACCAAUGUCAACUCCAGGAUGCUCUACUUUGCCCCUGACCUGGUUUUCAAUGAGUACCGCAUGCAUAAGUCCCGGAUGUACAGCCAGUGUGUCCGAAUGAGGCACCUCUCUCAAGAGUUUGGAUGGCUCCAAAUCACCCCCCAGGAAUUCCUGUGCAUGAAGGCACUGCUGCUCUUCAGCAUUAUUCCAGUGGAUGGGCUGAAAAAUCAAAAAUUCUUUGAUGAACUUCGAAUGAACUACAUCAAGGAACUUGAUCGUAUCAUUGCAUGCAAGAGAAAAAAUCCCACAUCCUGCUCAAGGCGCUUCUACCAGCUCACCAAGCUCCUGGACUCUGUGCAGCCUAUUGCACGAGAGCUGCACCAGUUCACUUUUGACCUGCUAAUCAAGUCGCACAUGGUGAGCGUGGACUUUCCAGAAAUGAUGGCAGAGAUCAUCUCUGUGCAAGUACCCAAGAUCCUUUCUGGAAAAGUCAAGCCCAUCUAUUUCCACACUCAAUGAAGCUUUGGAAGCCCCCAUUUCCUCACCCCACCUCACUCCCCUUUUCAGAUAUCUUCUGCCUGUUAUAACUCUGCACUAUUUCUCUUCUGUGCCUUGGGGAAUUUCCUCUAUUGAUGUGUAGUCUGUCAAGAAGACGUUCCUGAAU